GAUUUCAACCCUUGUUUUCCGUGUGUUGCUCCGCCCUUCCAGCGUAUGGAGGGCAUGCUGAGCGGCUUCCAGUGCGACCUGUCCUCCAUCAGCAGUGAGAUCCAGACCCUGCAGCAGCAGUCGGUCAGCAUGAACGUGCGGCUGAAGAACCGGCAGGCGGUGCGCAGCCACCUCAGCCAGUUGGUGGACGAGCUGGUGGUGCCCGGAGCCAUGAUCUCCACCAUCCUGGACAGCCCUGUGACGGAGCAGGGCUUUCUUGAGCAGCUGCACGAGCUCAACAACAAGAUCAACUUUGCCAAAGAGCUGAGCUUCAGAGAGACGCUGGCCUGCUCCGACAUCCAGGACAUCGUGGACCGUCUCAAACUCAAG
Molecule: messenger RNA, 369 nt
Organism: Notothenia coriiceps (black rockcod)
Lineage: Eukaryota; Metazoa; Chordata; Actinopteri; Perciformes; Nototheniidae
Product: vacuolar protein sorting-associated protein 52 homolog
Exons: 2
Biological process (GO): retrograde transport, endosome to Golgi; lysosomal transport; endocytic recycling
Cellular component (GO): GARP complex
Molecular function (GO): syntaxin binding
Source: RefSeq, a predicted model, not a curated record